AUGAUAGGCUGAGAAGAAAAAAAACAUGCAACCACAAAGCGUAGCCUUGCAGUUGCGUUAAAAUGAACGACAGACAAAAAGUCGCGAAACGUCGCCGCUGUGGGAUAUUUUAAAUCCAGUUGGUCACGUUUACUAAAGCUUUUCUCGCUGCCUUCGUCGACGAAACCCACCUAUUUUUAACCCAGCUGUGGCUGCACAGAGCUAAGGGUAUUGAUCGCCGUGCUCCGGCGAGCUCAGCUGUGACUGAAGGGGAGGGGGAUCCUGGAAACCGCCUCCUUCCUGAGCGCCGCUGCCGCUGGGCUGCUGCUGGAUUUCAAACGCUCGCCGCCUCCAUGUUGGAAAGAGCACACGGAAACAAUUCCUGCUUUCAAGAAAGAAACGCUGCGCGGAAAGCGGGAUUAUAUUGCCGUACACCCUGACUGUAUCGCUAAUACAAACAUCGAGGAUACAUUGUAGGAGGCUAUUUUUUUAUUUUUUACUGGCCUUCUCAUAACCGGUGCGAGAUUGAGAUUCUUUGACGUUUUCCCCCCCUUGUCGUACCUUUUUUUUGUAAUUUUAUUCUGGUGUUCAUUUGACUGAUUUUUUUUUUGUGUUUUGGAAGGCUGGUUGUUUUGAUGUUGAACAGAAAGAGGGCCUUCCUUGAGUAUAUAUGGUAAUGUUUCGUGUUUGACCACUGUUGCUUAUAAAACUGGUAAAAAUAAACACAAGCCCAGUGACACAAACAAGUGAAUAAAAAAGGAAUAACAUUCAGUUUCCAUGGACAACACGUCCAUUAUUACCCAGGUUGCUAACCCAAAGGAGGAGGAGAUAAUUUCUUCCAGUCAAGAAAAAGUUUCCCAGUCAAACAGCCAUCUAAAGAAACAGAGGAGUCGAAGCAUCUUCAGCACUUUCUUCUGCUGCUUUCGCAACUAUAAUGUGGAACCACCAUCCAGCAACAACAACACAAGCGCCCUCCCUCCACCAGUGGAGGAGAAUGGGUCCCUUCCGAAGUGUGACCAGGUGCAGGUCAUUCCCAUCCCCAGUCCUCCAGCUAAAUACCUCCUACCUGAGAUGAACAUAUCUGACUAUGGCAAGAAGUGUGUGGUGAUUGACUUAGAUGAAACUUUGGUACACAGCUCUUUUAAGCCUAUUAGUAAUGCUGAUUUCAUCGUUCCUGUGGAAAUUGAUGGCACAGUUCACCAGGUGUAUGUUUUGAAACGGCCGCAUGUCGAUGAGUUUCUACAGAAGAUGGGGGAACUCUUUGAAUGUGUCCUCUUCACAGCCAGCCUAGCUAAGUAUGCAGAUCCAGUGGCAGAUCUGUUGGAUCAGUGGGGUGUAUUUAGAGCACGACUUUUCAGAGAAUCCUGCGUUUUCCACAGAGGGAACUAUGUCAAAGACCUGAGUCGGUUAGGAAGAGAGCUUAGCAAAGUUAUAAUAGUGGACAACUCUCCUGCUUCAUACAUCUUCCAUCCUGAAAAUGCCGUUCCUGUGCAGUCGUGGUUUGAUGAUAUGACAGACACAGAGCUAUUAGAUCUGAUACCCUUCUUUGAAGGACUGAGCAAAGAGGAAGAUGUUUACAGUGUACUUCAGAACUUAAGAGGCAGGUAGCGUCAUCUUCAGUGAGGUCCCUCAGCACCACAGCUGUGAGGGAUGAGAGACUGUCAGCUGCCUCCCUGGACUGCCUCUCUCAAGCACAGCUCUUUCACUUGUCCAUUCAUGGCUUGAAGAGGGGACAGCUGUAGGUUCUCAGUGAACAGCAAUGCUACUCCCUAUUCUUCUGGUUUAACUUCUGAGGGAAGGAUUUGUAGUGUGCUCGACUUAAUAAGGAGCCAGACGUUACAUAUGGCCAGAAUAUUUAAAAAAACUUCAGAAGAAAAACCUUCAUUUUUUUCUGACACAAGACUUUUACUAUCCUGUUUAAGUUCUUUAUAUUAACCAAAAACAUUUUUUGUGAAAGAAAAAAGACACAUUUGGAUUUUUUUCUGUUGUUGCUAUGCAGGCAGUCUUUUCUUGAUCUAACGUAGUAUAAAUGACUGUGAUUUUUUUCUUACUGAAUGAAGUGCCUUUUUCGAAUGUUUUUAUGGGGGAAAAGUUACAUUUUGUACGACACAUAUUUCCAGAGAACUUAACUUUUAAUGAAUAUAUGCUUUAAAAGAAGUGGAGAUGAAUUUUAUAAAGCACUGUUAUUUAUGCUGAAGAUUCAUUUUUUUAACGGACACUGGGUCUCCAUAAUAUUCUGAUUGCUGUUCUUUCAAUUGGUUAAAGACAAGCCAUUAUAUAGAAGUGAUUUUCUUUCUUUAGUUUAUUAUAUGUAGAAAUAUUAGUGUUACUAUAGCCUUUAAUGAAAUUAGAGGAAUGCAUUUGCAAUUGUGAUGUUUUAAGUUAUAUUUUAUUUUAACUGAAAAGCUUUUAAUGUUAUAUGGUAAAAAUGACGUAACUCCAUAGGUGACUGAAAGCGUGCCAAUGUAAGUUUUUGUAAGUGAUGCCAUACACUGGAUUGCAUUACUGUAAGUGCCAGUUUAUAGAUGUUUCCCAUUAAGAUAUGUGAGAGAUGUAAAUUUGGGUAACAGCUGAGCACAAAUAGAGAAUGUAAUGAGCUUAUGUAUAGUAGGCACAAUAACAGUCCAAUCUAAAUGCCCAGUAUUUCUUUUAAAGUAAUCUUUUUACUCCUAGUUUUAUAUUCUGUAUGUAUUUAGGUUUAUAAAUCUUCUGAUUUUUAAGUUCUAAAACAGUAUUUUAUUUUUUUUUGUUUUAAAAAGCUCCGACUUUAAUUUCUCCUGGAUAACGGGAGAAAACUACAACACUACAUUAAAAUCUGACUUUUUCACAUUGAAUUUAAUCUGCUGUUGCCGAGUUUUGAACAGUCUCGUUCAAAAGGUAGAAGGGAAGUGUCCUUCUGAAGCUGACAAGGUGAUAUACAAUUGCAAAUGUAUCCUUUUGUUAACUAUAAACCCUUGAUCGUCUAGAUUUUGUUUAAUGAGAACAGCUUGUUCAAGCUGGUGAACUGGGAUUUUAUUUUUUGUUCUGUUUCGAUUCAUGCUGCUGCUAGCGUACAGUCACCAAAUGGAGUUGGCUAAUUAAAACUGUUCCUCACCACUGUGCCUAAACCUGGACAUACUUACCACCGCUGUAUGCUGCAAAUCUGGGCAAUAAACUCAGAGGACAGACUGAUUGAUGACAUACUCCUGGUUCCUGCACACUUCACAGCUUUUAUUUUUUUUUCUUAUAAAUUAGUCCAUUUUGAAUAAGAUUUAUACCCAUGUUGUCCAAGAGGUGUUUCUUCCAAAGUGUGUACAGUAAAGCUCUGUCUACAGCAUUUACCUUUCAAGUAUUAUACAUACAGUACUUUAAUGAAAAGGAAAUACAAUAUAUAUUUCUAACAUAUUAAGAUGUUCUAAAUUGGUUAGUUUCAAGGUUUGUGUUCUGAUUUGUGAGUGUUCGGAAUCCUAUGGGAUCAAUAUAUAAUAGUUAGCUGUGAUAAAUUUGUUUUAUGCACACACUUGUGGAUGGAGCAUUCUUCUGAUCUCCCUGCAUGUGUACACAUUCUGUGCGCAUACAAUACCACAUUACCACCCUUUGCCCAAAUGCACAGUUAGUUUUUCCACAUUUUCACAUUUCACAUCAUCAUUUUGGAUAUAUACAGUAUAUGCUCAGUAUUAAGCUGCCACAUUAAAGUUAAAGUUGUGGAAUAAAGCACCAUAACCACAUUUUCCCUUUUCCUAUGAAUUUUGUCCGCUAAUAAAGGGUUUUUAGUUGAUCAGUUCUAGGAGUUAAUAUUGUAUUUAGGUUGUAUUUCUGUUUUUUUUUACCUGAAUGUGUACUGUAUGACAGAGUACAACAAUUUUUGGAUAAGUGACACUGCGAAGACUUGUUUUGAAAAUAAGUGGUAUAUCACCCUAUACAUGGAAAAAACAUUCUUUUCUGUUCUGUUCAGCUUUUGUCUAUACCAGUUUAUAUUUUUUUAAACAAGUGAGCUUUUAUUGGGAUUCAUCUAAACAGAUUUGGAGUUUACCCUGUCGGUGAGCAGUACUGUCCCCUCUUGUUUGCAACAUAUUUUAAUUCAAGUGUUAACAUGGUUUUGUAGCAUAUGUCUUUCAGACAAUUACAACCUAUUAAAGCACCUUUUUAAAAACAGGACCUUCAAAAGUUUUCUGUAACUAAUAACCUUUGGCUGUACUGAAUACAUUGCUGAAAUAAACUGUCUACUAGCCAUUUCACCUGAA
Molecule: messenger RNA, 4202 nt
Organism: Lepisosteus oculatus (spotted gar)
Lineage: Eukaryota; Metazoa; Chordata; Actinopteri; Semionotiformes; Lepisosteidae
Gene: ctdspla
Product: CTD (carboxy-terminal domain, RNA polymerase II, polypeptide A) small phosphatase-like a
Molecular function (GO): RNA polymerase II CTD heptapeptide repeat phosphatase activity
Source: RefSeq, a predicted model, not a curated record